This is a messenger RNA of Alternaria alternata, 1296 nucleotides long. RefSeq names its product adenine nucleotide alpha hydrolases-like protein. Bases 1 to 1296 code for a protein of 431 amino acids. Gene Ontology annotation, biological process: tRNA wobble position uridine thiolation. NCBI's taxonomy places the organism in Eukaryota, Fungi, Ascomycota, Dothideomycetes, Pleosporales, Pleosporaceae. Gene Ontology annotation, molecular function: tRNA binding. The transcript has 2 exons. The record is from RefSeq and is a predicted model, not a curated record. Gene Ontology annotation, cellular component: cytosolic tRNA wobble base thiouridylase complex; mitochondrion.
AUGCCGCCUUCACCCUGCGCCCUGUGCAUGGUGAACCGGGCGCUUAUUCUCCGACCCAAGGAUCAUUCCAAGUUGUGCAAGACAUGCUUCAUAUCCGUCUUUGAGACAGAAAUUCACCAUACCAUCACCACAAAUUCGCUUUUCCAGCGCGGAGAAAAAGUCGCCAUCGGUGCUUCAGGUGGUAAAGACAGCACUGUCCUCGCCUCUGUUCUCAAGACUCUCAAUGAGCGCUACGACUAUGGCCUUGACCUCAUCUUACUAUCCAUCGAUGAGGGAAUCAAGGGCUACCGGGACGAUAGUUUGGAGACGGUGAAAAGAAAUGCGGAGCAGUACGAAAUGGAGUUGACAAUUUUGGGAUACGCGGAACUAUAUGGAUGGACCAUGGAUCAAGUGGUGGAGCAGGUGGGCAAGAAAGGCAACUGCACGUAUUGUGGCGUUUUCAGAAGACAAGCGCUUGAUCGCGGAGCGUCACGGCUGGGAGUCAAGCAUGUGGUGACAGGACACAACGCUGAUGAUGUCGCCGAGACAGUGUUGAUGAACUUGCUCAGAGGCGACCUCCCCCGACUGUCGCGCACCACUUCCAUCAUCACAUCUACCCCCUCGGCCUCUUCUGACCCUGCCUCGAAUACGAACAUCAAGCGUAGCAAGCCUCUCAAGUACGCAUACGAGAAGGAGAUUGUUCUCUACGCCCAUCACAAGAACCUGGACUACUUUAGCACUGAAUGCAUAUACUCGCCCGAAGCCUUUCGCGGCAGCGCACGAGCUCUCAUCAAGAACCUUGAGAGGGUACGGCCCAGCGCUAUCCUCGAUGUUGUCAGGAGUGGUGAGGACAUGGCAAAGCUUGUACCCGGUAGCGAUGAAGGAUGCGGGGGUGCUUGUGCUAGCAGUAUGCCUGUUGCCGAAGAAGAGGAAGGUGGAUGUGGAAGUGCCCAAGGGCGCAGCACAGGUGGUGAAAUGGCGAGUGUGGAGGCACAACUGAGACAGAAUGAAGCCGCAGUUGACGGCAAUCUCGAGACCGAGAUCACAAUUAAGAGCGUUAACAGCAACGGCGCAGUACCACUAGCGAACGGAAAGAAAGCUAAGAAAGGUUUCACACCCAGGAAGACGGCAAAGCAAGUCAUGGGCCAGUGCAAGAAGUGUGGAUACCUCUCGAGUCAAGAAGUCUGCAAGGCCUGCGUUCUGCUUGAAGGACUCAACAAGGCGCGACCAAAGAACAAAAUCGAGGUCGGUUACGAGGUCCAAGAUGUAAGCCUCAACAGUGUUCGCGACGAGCUCGAGGCUACGACUAUCGGAUGA